This is a messenger RNA of Pelobates cultripes (western spadefoot toad), 180 nucleotides long. Lineage: Eukaryota; Metazoa; Chordata; Amphibia; Anura; Pelobatidae. The record is from the annotation of a GenBank genome assembly.
AUGACGCGGGAGCAGUUAUACCGCGAGCGUAAGCGUUGGGUGGAAGCAGCGGAUGGAGCCAGCGGGCGGGAUCCAACACGUGGUACCGGCGGCCGGCAAUGGAAAGGACCGGAGGACCGCUUUCCGGCAGCCACAAAACGGACGAAAAGUGAAGGGGGCAAAGCCACCGAGAAAAGGUAG